Seriola aureovittata is the source of this 2789-nucleotide messenger RNA. RefSeq lists its product as uncharacterized. The record is from RefSeq and is a predicted model, not a curated record. The transcript has 13 exons. NCBI's taxonomy places the organism in Eukaryota, Metazoa, Chordata, Actinopteri, Carangiformes, Carangidae. The coding region runs from base 63 to 1055 and encodes 330 amino acids.
GUGUAGUCAGUCACACAACUAUCUUUGAAGGAUCUUGGACAGUCUCAAUAUUCAGCUUCAUCAUGGCUGGACGCCUGUUUGUCAUUCUAAUGUGCUCCUUUCAUCAGAUUCAAGUUCAAGGUCAAAAACCAGAGAUAAGUCUUACAUAUUUUGAUGGUGACCAUUUUCUCUUCACUUGCUCACUGCCUGGAUCUGCUAAUGAUUCAACAAGCUGUAACCUGUACUUUGGAGAAACAACUCGUCCAGUCCUAACUACAACUCUCUGGAGGACAAAAUCCUCACCUAAACAGUUGUUCUGCCAGUUUACUGUCAAUACAGAUGAUUUCCUGAGACACAUGCAUUUUGUUCAGCAAAAGGAUGCCAGUUGUGAUUACAGUUUGGGAAGUGAACGCAACUCUUUGUCUCCUCGUAGUGAUGUAAAAAACUUGACUGAUAUUGUGGAAAGAGAGUCACCCACAAAACCAGUGUUCUCCACAACCACAGGUUUGACUGUUAGCAGGCCUCAUGCCUCCACUCCUGUAACUCCUGUGAAAACAGCAUCAGAUAUUGUGGAAAUAGUGUCCACAUUUACUACGACCACAGGUCCGACUGUCAGCAGGACUCAUGCUCCAACUCCUGUAACUCCUAUAAAAGGUCUGACUGCUGCUAGACCAAGGAACACCAAGGAAUGUGUUAUUUCUACUUCCCUAACAUCAGUGAAACCAGCAUCAGAAAUGUGGAUAUGGAAUUUUGUAAUAGUUGCGACUGGUUUUGGAGUAACUGCGGGUGUCAUCUUACUGGGACUGGCCCUUCUCUGUACCAAAAGAAGAAGCGGUGAUGUUAUGUACCUGAGAAAUCAUAACCAUGGAGAAUUGUUACCAACAGGUAAUGAUGAAUCCUACAGUGUGAUCACCUAUGUACCUGGUGCUGAUAGUACUACUGGUUCUGGGAAACUCAACAUUCGAGAGCCUCAGAAUGAGGAUUCUGAACUAUACCAUGUGUACGCCACCAUCUCUGACGAGCCGGCUGCAUCAGCCCUGAAGGAAAUGGUGUACAGCACCUCGCAGCUACACUGAGACCUGUACAGAGGAAAAAAAAGCAGCCGAAAGAGCUGUUUUUAAAAAAUGUGUAAUUUUUUACUUUGUUUUUUAUACUGUAUUUUAUGACCUGACAGAGGGGAAUUGAUGGUAAUAUAUGUGAUCUGAUACAGGCAACUGUGGAGGCCCUCUCUCCAAGCUAAAGGCAGCUGGGUGGCUUUUUAUCUGUCAGAGAGACUAGGAGGUUAGAGAGUAUCUCUAGGAGCCUUAAGAUGUCACUGGAGAGUACCACAAGGCAGCGUCCAGGGCCCCCUUGUAUUUAUACUAUAAAGUCUGCAUUUAUACUUUGUCUAUCUUGUAGUCUAAAUUGAUUAAGUGAAGGAAUGAUUGUGACUUGGACAUUACAGUAAGACUGAUAGAGUAAUCCUUGGAUGUGAGUCAAGGAGUCAUGUUGGGAAGUGAUUUUGAGUGUGCUUACAUGAACAUGAGUAUGGCAGUUAUUCAGGAGAUGAUGCUUACAUGGAACACAAAACACAGAAAUGUUAUAAUAAGUACUUCUGUAAACAUGACAUGAUAAACAUGUUGAUUAUUACAUGCUGUUUGCACAGGCGCAUGUGACGUUUAUAAAUAUAAAACAUUAGUACAUACAUUCAUGUUAAAUUAAUUCUGCAGGAGAGCAUGUUGGGCAUGUUGAGUAUGUUGAAUCAUUUAUAUUUGAAUAAAUUUUUUCCUAAAGACUUCUGUAACUAUGCACUAUAAAUACACAUUCACACAUCAAAAAUAUGUGCUACAGCCGUUAUCUAUUUCUCUUCAAAGUGGCUAUUAGUACGUUUUCUCUGCCACUGAAUCUGGGUCCUUGCUGGUUUCUUGGAGUGUUUUGAAUCAGUGAGUUGAACGUUAAAUGUAAAACAUGGUCAUUGUGGUUUCUGUUUCUGUAGGAAGUGGGACUGUCACUUGUUUGUGGCCUUUAUUAUUCCACAAUAGAAAAAUGGAUAUGGAAGUUUGAAGUGGUUGUGAUUGGUUUUGGUGGAACUGUGAGAAACAGUUUAGAAAAGGACAGGCGCUUUUAAAAAACUACUUAGUUUGUGAUAGAUUGUAUCACUGUCAAUCACAGGCUAACUUCAACCAAUCAGAUUCUGCAUCCCUCCCAUAUCUUAUUUUUUUUAACUACCAGUGGAAGUGAAGCACAAAAUGACCAAAACUGAGACACAAACCAACCUCUUUCAAUCUGGUUGUCUUGUUCUUAUAUAGGGUGUCAUAAUCUUGUUGUGUCACAAUCUGUCCAUUAACUUUAUGGUGUAGAUUCUUGGUUUAGCAACUUAAAACUUUUGAGUCUCUAUACUUACUGAUAUUGCAUGAAGAAUGCUGAAAGGAACCUGCUUUAAAUGGCCCUGGAUGUUUUAACUACUACAGAAGCACUGUUAUGUUUUGACUGACAUGAUAAUAUGUAGGUUCAAUGAUAAAAUAAAGGUUGAACUAUAUCACGUGUGCUGGGGUUGUCAGGAGCUGAAUAUGUUUCUGUGGCCUCUCUAAGUAUUAUUAGAUUCUGUUGCUUGCUGUGCUUUUUCUGAGGGCGGGUCUUGCAAAAAUGCUUCUUAUGUAGGUCAAAGUAAGACAUGUUUAGUCUUCUUUGGGGAUUUCAUGACAGUCACAGUAUUCAGCUUCAUCAUGGCUAGACAGCUGCUGUUUGUCAUCCUCAUUUGUAAGUUAAACCUCCUAUCUUAUACAUUUUCUCAUCAUUAAUUUAGGUUCUUACACAAAAAUACACAUACA